Messenger RNA from Caenorhabditis briggsae, 213 nucleotides. Lineage: Eukaryota; Metazoa; Nematoda; Chromadorea; Rhabditida; Rhabditidae. Bases 1 to 213 code for a protein of 70 amino acids. The record is from RefSeq and is a predicted model, not a curated record. Gene Ontology annotation, biological process: sensory perception of chemical stimulus. The transcript has 3 exons. Gene Ontology annotation, cellular component: membrane. Gene Ontology annotation, molecular function: transmembrane signaling receptor activity.
AUGGAAUACAUCAAGAAGGUUUCGUGGGCUAGCCAAUCUCGUUUUCAACUAGUUUUUAUCAUUAUAGCUCUUGUAUCCACUAUCGUGUGUACUUCCGUAACAUUCUACACUCUAAUUAUGCUCCCGAAAAGAAUUCGAAGUGUUGAAAGAACUCUAUCUUUGGCAACAGCUUAUAUUUCGAUGAGUUUUAUUGUUCUAGCUGUUUUCCAAUGA